UUUUUGGGGGAAAAAAUCUACAAUUCUAUCGUUUGUUUCAAGUUGGUUGAGGUGAAAUUUAAAGAUAUGUUUUGUCGUGAAAGCAUAAAACGUAACAGUUGUCCUAUUUUACUGGCAUUCACAAGUUAAUAUAGUUUAAAGCAGCAUAAUUGCAAUUUCUUUGUGAAUAAUUCAAUUUGGUCCAGAAGCUGCGUUCUAAACUACAGUCCUUAAACUACAACUCCCAUGAAUACGUUACUGUGACGUCACGACGGCUAUGCGUUUCCAAACAUCCGGUCAUGGUGGUUGCAACGUUUUAGCGAACUGGAAAAUAUUGAGAAAUAUCUCUAUGGAGACAGAGGAAGCAGCCCAGCCAGAGGGAGGGUCCAAAUCUUCUGCCCCAUCCCGAACCAAAAAGCCCACCAUGGAGAUUUACGUGACCAAGAAACGGCAGGCCGAGAAGAUAGAGCCCAAACCCAGGCCCCGGUACACAGAUAAGGCCCGGAAAAAUAAGAACAAGAAGGACAAAGCGAAAGCCGGGGAGAUGCCCAAUGGAGAGGUAAAACACGAUGAUGGUGAAGGGGGGAGGGAGGAGGGAGAUGCAGAGGACCAAAGCAUGCAAACAGAAAAGGACGAGCGGUCCAGAGAAGACAUGGACUCCACAUCCAAAUCUCUGAACACACCAGAAGAGACGGGUAAUGAUGCCAGGGCACUGGAACAUGAGGGGAGCUCAGAUGAGGAGGAGGAGAACUGGGAUUCUUUGUUUAAUGAUGAUGGUGACUGUCUAGACCCUCAUUUGCUGGAGGAGAUGUCCCUUAAAGACGGCCACAAGAAGAGCUCCAAACAGGAGCCGCACUUCGACCACUACAACUGGUCUCCUCAAGAAGAAGAAGAGGUGGAGCUUCGUGAUGACGAGCUGUCACACAUUGUGGAGAUUUACGAUUUCCCAUCCGAGUUCAAGACGGAGGACUUGAUAAGAUCCUUUAACUCUUUUCAGCAGAAGGGGUUUGACAUUAAGUGGAUUGAUGAUACACAUGUUCUGGGUUUGUUCUCCAGUCCAAUAGCAGCUCGUGAUGCUCUGAGGAUGAAGAACCCCAUGAUGAAGAUCAGGCCUCUCUCCAAAUCAUCAAAAGCCACUAAAGCCAAAGCUCGCAGCUGCUCUGAUUACUUGUUGCCGGCUAAAGAGCGACCUCAGACGAGUGCAGCUUUGGCCCGUCGACUGGUCAUUGGUGCUCUGGGUGUGAAGAGUAACCAGACCAAAGAAGAGCGUGAGGCAGAGAGGAACAAACUACGGCAAGCAAAAGAGCAAAAGCGCUUGGCGGCAAAGCAGCGUGAAGACGCCUGGGAGGGCUUGUGAAGAACAAGACUCUGUGUUGAGAGUCUGAAGUGGAUCAGGACUACUACAAAACAACACGACGGACUGAACCAAAGCUGCAUGUCUGGGGGAGUUCAAACACUCGCUAGCAGAGGUGCAAGAGAGCCACAAACUUUAACAGAGACAUUUUGUAAUUUUAUAUUUUUCCUUUAGAGAUGUGUCUUCAAUGCAGAGAUUUUCCCCCUCAAAGUAUUGUUUUUAUGCUUGAGAAAGAUUUUUAAUGGGGUUUUUUCAUCUUGGAUAUUGCUUUUCUUUUUUCUGCCUGUAACUAAAUUAUUAGGGAUGGGCGAUACCAAUAAUUUCAUGUCCAAUAUCGUCGAUACCGAUACUUCUAUUAAAUUAAUUUUUUUAAUGAUUUCUUGGGAUAAAAUUGGUAAUUUAGAAUAUUAUUUUUAGUCAUAAUUGUUUUGUUUUUUUUACAUUUGUGAGCCUAAACAGAAAAUUAUUAGACUUCUUGAUUGAUAUUUUAGGAUCGAUCCGCCCAUCCCUAUAAAUUACAUCGUCAGUAUCACUAUCCUUUAGUCAGCUUACAAAGUGAAUUUUCUUGCACCAAUUUUUGUUUUAGUAAAGAGAUAUUAAGUUAACACCAGGAGCUGUUGAUUAUCUUUUUCAGGCAAGUCAUUAUUUCAUGUAGCGUUUGAACACAUUGGACCAGUGUGAAUGGGGGAAUCCCAUUUUUCAUUUACAUGAAUGACUUUGUAAAAGUUUCUGUGUUUAAUGCCAGUCAACACUUGUAAACCUCAGUACAUACUAGAUUUUUCAUGUUGUUUCCUAAUUACCUUACAGGUGUAAAUAUUGUACUUUAAAGCUUUUGAGAUUUAAAUGCUCAAAGUUUUAUUCAGGUGCCAGAUCAUCAAAAACAAAUACAUUUUCAAGUGUCUUUGUUUGACUUUUGCAAUAAGUUUACACUCAUGAGCAAGUCUGUGUCUUGUUCUUCAAAGUUGGUGCAAUAGGGUUUCUAUGAUCUGAAUAAAAAAAAAUAAAAAAAGUCUCUCUUGUAGAUUAAUUUGUAUGGCUGGAAACCAGUUCUUUUUUAUUUAAUUUUUAUAUAUAUAUAUAUAUAUAUAUUGGAACCGUAUGAUUUUCAUGACUUUCGGUUCCAUUUUCCCGCCUAAAUAGAGGGCAACAGGCUUGUCCUGUAAGUUAAAAGCCCAUUAGUUUCUUUCCAUAGACGAAUUGAGUUUCAACAAUAACUAAUAAACCUUUAAAAACAGACCUACUGUGAGCUACAAGGUUGUUAGAUGGUAAAUGCAUUAUUUCAAAAUUGUUUAAAAAUAUGUUUGAUAGCGGAAUUCAUGGUAAACAACUACAUUACCCAUAGUACAGCAGAGAAAGAUCCACCAAUCAGAGAAUCACGUCCAACCAAGCCCGCGAAACUGCUCCCAUGACGCACUGUGAGUGACGUAAUCAGGUAUCUUCACCCUUAAAUUAUUU
Messenger RNA from Myxocyprinus asiaticus (Chinese sucker), 2788 nucleotides. It is a transcript of the gene r3hcc1l, whose product is annotated as R3H domain and coiled-coil containing 1-like. The record is from RefSeq and is a predicted model, not a curated record. Bases 257 to 1336 code for a protein of 359 amino acids. NCBI's taxonomy places the organism in Eukaryota, Metazoa, Chordata, Actinopteri, Cypriniformes, Catostomidae. The transcript is spliced from 8 exons.